Molecule: messenger RNA, 1086 nt
Organism: Rotaria sp. Silwood1
Lineage: Eukaryota; Metazoa; Rotifera; Eurotatoria; Philodinida; Philodinidae
Source: the annotation of a GenBank genome assembly
AUGGAUAAUGAUGAUCGUAUUUCUCAUUUAAAUAAUUCACUAUUAUAUAAACCGAUGAAUGUACAAAACACUUCAUAUCAACCAAUAUCUACGUUGAAAAAUAAACAAGAUUCUAAUUUAUUGAAUCUAUUAAACAAAAAUCCUAGAAAAUCAAUCAUACCAUUAUCUCAUUUACCCACGAAAUCAUACAAGAUAUUCGGAAUCGAUAAUGAAUCUGAUAAUUCAUUGAAUAAAAAUUAUUCAUUAGUAGAAACUGUUGAUGAAAAUAGUUUUGAUAUAUUUAUUCUACAAAAUUUUACACGAUUCUCCGGUGAACAAGAUGUUAAUAUUUGGUUGGAUGAAACCGUGGAUAAAUUUGAUCGAUCGUUAAUUACAACAAACCUACGUUUUGCUGCAAUUCCAUUAUUAGUUCGAGGUCUUGCACAAAAGGUCUACUUAAAGAAUCGACGAAAUAUUCAAUCGUUUGAUGAUUUCUAUGAAAUCUUAUUAUCACAUUUUGAUAAAAAUGAAGUUCAACCAAUACAUAAUCAUCAACAAGAAAAUACUAUAUUACAAUCUGAUCUAAAUUCUCAAACAAAAUUAUUAGAAGAUAAAAAUUUACAAACUAUGAUGACAUCUGAAAAUACACAUGUUUCAGAAAAAUCACCAACACAUCAUUCUACUGUUAUAGUUGAUUCCGGUGCCGCCACUUCGAGUGGCGAGAUACCAGUCUCACAAUCAACAGAAACUAAUGAUAAUAUUAAUAAUAAUUCAAAUCUUGAUGAAACAACAAAUAUACUUCCUACAGUUCUACUCCAAACAUUAGCAAAAGAUCCUAACACAUUAAAGGAUAACAACAGUGAUAUCCAAAAAUUAGUCCCAGGAACUGCAUAUCAUUCAGAUAUGACCUAUGUUCCUCAUUUUAAUCGAGUAGAUUCUAUUCCUUAUUUAUUACGAUUAGACAUUGCUCAAUGGUAUAAACAUAACAAAAUAAUGCCAACGUCAUGGGACGUUUUCGUAUAUAAAAAGAGGAAAAAAGCUAAACGUUUAUCCACAAAUAUUUAUGGGAAAAAUAGUUAUGCAGAAGGCCUUAGCAUUCGCCGAUAA